Molecule: messenger RNA, 568 nt
Organism: Condylura cristata (star-nosed mole)
Lineage: Eukaryota; Metazoa; Chordata; Mammalia; Eulipotyphla; Talpidae
Gene: CIB3
Product: calcium and integrin binding family member 3
Exons: 6
Coding region: 5-568 (187 amino acids)
Molecular function (GO): calcium ion binding
Source: RefSeq, a predicted model, not a curated record
CACCAUGGGCAACAAGCAGACAGUCUUCACUCAUGAGCAGUUGGAGGCUUAUCAGGACUGCACCUUCUUCACAAGGAAGGAAAUUAUGAGGCUCUUCUAUCGCUACCAGGAUCUGGCCCCCCAGCUUGUUCCCCUCGACUAUACAAGCUUCCCUGAAGUUAAGGUGCCCUAUGAACUCAUCAUCAGUAUGCCUGAGCUGAAGGACAACCCCUUUCGAGAGAGGAUCGUCCAGGUAUUCUCAGAGGAUGGGGAUGGCCACAUGACCUUGGACAACUUCCUGGACUUGUUUUCCGUGAUGAGUGAAAUGGCUCCCCGAGACCUGAAAGCCUACUAUGCCUUUAAAAUCUAUGAUUUUAACGACGACGAUUACAUCUGUGCAUGGGACCUGGAGCAGACAGUGACCAAACUGACUCGGGGGGAGCUGAGUGCCGAGGAGGUGAGCCUGGUGUGUGAAAAGGUGCUGGACGAGGCCGAUGGAGACCAUGAUGGCCGGCUGUCUCUGGAAGAUUUCCAGAACAUGAUCCUGCGGGCCCCCGACUUCCUCAGCACCUUCCACAUCCGCAUCUGA